AUGGUUGAAGGGGCCCUCAUUAGUAAAUACCUAUCAGAGGGAGAUCAACUAAAACUUAUAUCGGAUUUGAUCAAAAAUGACGAUCUUGAACAGGUGCUGGAGUUGAUUGAAACUGGGCCAUUAGAUAUAUCAACAGACAGUAAUAUUGAAACCUCAAUCUUUGAUAAAAUAACUGAGCAGGUUGUCGCAUACGCUAGAAUGGAGGAUGAUCCUAGGGAAAUGCUUUUUUCUUCGAGAACUGGAAUUAAUGACACUCUACGAAUUUCUGCACGCCUACUCUGUAAUUUACCCAGUGUAUGGGAAAGAUUUCAGAUAUGGAUGUGCUAUCGAUUGAGUGACAUCAUUAGCAAAAAUUGCAAACAUCUUUUUGAUGAUGAAUUUGGAAAGAUGACUGUACGACCGUUCUUCGAUUUUUUGGCUCAGGAACAAAAAGUCGGUGCUGAACAUGAGAAAUUGAAUUUGAACGUUCUUAGUCUAUUCGAUUUCUUGGAAGCUGUGUAUCUCUUUGACGAAAAUGAAAACAGCGUAUCAACGAAGAGCUUAGACUUUAUCGUAGUCCCAUUAUUAGGCUGCAACUCAGAAGAUAUUGCCGAAUGCUGCUCUAGGUUAAUGAGAUGGCAUAUUAAAACCUUAGCAGAAGGUUGUAAUAUUGAUGGAAAGUUUGAUAAGCUUAUCUGGAAUUUCAUCAAGCAAUUAUACACAGAAGGCUCCCAGCAGCCCUGGAAGCAAAAAAACAGUUUGUCUUUUCUUCUGAGAUUCCUCUUGACAUCGAACUUAUCACCUGAACUUACCAGCUACAUUAAGACUGACAUGUAUUGGGAACAUAUUCAAAGGGAACUGGAUCACGAAGUGCAUGAACACAGAAAAUUGGCCGUCUCAAUCCUCAAAUUAACAAUUCAGAAAUUAUCAGCAAAUGCUGUGGGGUUUGAAACAACUUUUUUUACUUGGAAUAGCAUUCCAAGCAUCGAAAUGCUCAAUGGUUGGAAGAAGUUUACCACUUUGUAUGAAAUGAUUGCGCUAGACACAUCAUUGAAUCAGAUUGAAGCGGCUAAACAAGACAUCAUGAAAAUUUUUGAUAAUGUGCAUUUGCACCAUAGUUGGGGACUUAUUUUACUUUCCACAGGACUGAAGUCAUCAAUGGAGAGUGUCAGGAAAUAUAUGAUGACGCUGAUGUUUUUAAUCACAGACUUUUCUGUGUUCUCUUCAAACAUAUCCCUAUUAACAAAAACGCUUCUGCCAGCUGCAAUGUCAGCUCAUUAUUUCGAGGUCAAAGGCGAUAAUUGUCCUCAUGGUGAAAAACUCUCGUUAUUUGUCAAAGGCUUAUUUACUCAAACAACUGUUGACUUAUCCGAUUUAUUGUCCAGAAUUUUAAAAUUAUUAAUCGAAAAGGGAACUUCUUUUGAUCCAUCUAGAAUAUAUGUGGCUUAUGGCAUUCUGGAAUUCCUCCAAAAAAGCAAGGUGAAAUCAAUUAACUCUAAUCAUUUGGGUCUAAUCAGGAAGUUGUAUGAAUUCGUAGCCGAAGAGGAAGUUCUUGAAACUACAAUUCAAACAAUUUACUUAAAGUUCUCACUAUAUAUUGACCCAUUUGUUUCCGCAUCCGAAUUAUUGUUUACAUUAGUUUCACAUAUUAGGCUCAAGAGAGGAACGUACAAAUAUAUUGAGCCUCUUUUUGAAAAUUACAGAGAGCUUGCUGUUUCUCACUUUGACGAUUUGCAAGCUAAGGAAAAUUUAAUGCUGAAUGUUGGAAAGGAUACUAUUUUCGAUCUCUUAGCCUUUAUUAUCUUCGAUUUUAAGGCUAUCGAGGUUACCCCUGAGUUUUUAAUAGAAAUUGCAAAAUCGAAACAAGACAUUCCUGAUUUUACGUCAAACGCCGUAGCUUUUUUAACUGAACUGCUUUCUGGUAAGCCUUCGAACGAAUAUACUUAUCAAAAUGCAACAGCUCUAUUGAGCUACUCGAGUUUCACAAUAUCUACAUGGAAAUCUAUAAAUGUGGAAAAUCUGUUUGAAUCAGUUGAGGAAGAUUUCUCUAUUGACAAGUUCAAGUUUUUUGUUGAAGUUUACAAGAAGACUUAUGAAUGUAGGUUUGAUACACUAAAACUCACCUUUGAGGGUCUUCUGAACAUAUACCAAAUACUCAAGUCAUUUGUAAAUCAGACUCCAAGAGAGAGCUUCAAAGUAAAGGAUAGUGCAUAUUCCGCGUAUUUUGAUUUACUAAGUACCUUUUUGAAAACAUGCGCAUUAAAUCGCGAUAACUCUAAUAAGGAUGACGAUGAACUCCACAAAUUGUUAAAUUUGAUUGACGCCAACAUCAACCAAGAUAAUGGAAAUUAUUUAGGCAAUCUAGCCGUUUGUAACUUAAUGCAUUUCAUGUUGGAUUCCUACUUUUAUUGUUCUACCUCUGUGUCCGCUGAUGAUAUUUUCAUAGUAGAAUUCAUUUUUAUGAGAUUUUCGUAUAUAUGGGAAAGUAUCAAUAGUGAAAGAUUGGUCUUGAAGGAAAAAGAACUGCAUCUAAUCCUAAUAAGGGGAUUAUUCCAUCCUGUUAUCCUGUACUUUGGAACAAAACAAUAUAUAAAUAAUCUGACCUCGGAGUUGGAGGAACAUGCACAAACGAUCAUAUCAUUGAGUUAUUCCAGAAGAAGUCUGCUACCUCUUCUUGGAUCACAACUCAGAACUUUCAUUGAGUUUCAUGGGGGAUCUUUGGGCGAAAGUGACGACUGUUGGUGGUUGAUUAAUAUUUUGGCAAGCGUUUUCAAACAGCCACAAAUGAAUGCUAACCUUUUUAAGCUAAAGCCUGUUAUUUCCCACUUAUACGAUCACAAACUGAACAGCUAUUAUAUCAAGGGUGACGAGUUGUAUGGAAAGGUGUAUGGGCCAGACGAGAUAGUAGCCAGAGUCUCUAUCAUUGAUUCCAUUUUAAAUGCAAACAAUCAUUUCAAGGUUCAAUUUAUCGAGAAAGUCACUGAAAAAACUAAUGCACUGUAUCCUAUAAAGAGAACAGACGGCGCUGAAGCGUUACAGCGUUUAUUGCAGUGGCAAUUAUUGUUAUUAUCAUUGCAAACUAUCAGCGAACUAGAAUUGAAUGAAUUUAGCACGAUCAGAAUUCUGAAAAGUAUUGAGGAUGAAAGUUCUCCAUUGGUAAGAUUGUACAAAGAAUGGUUUAUUUCUUUGAAGCUAGUCGAUUGCUACAAGACUGGUAAUUCCAAAUUUGCCGAAAAUUAUCUCUUUUCGCUCUUAGAGGAUCAUAGUAAACCGGUAUUUGUCGUUAGUGCGGAAAAGAUAUGUUAUAUAGUGCUAAAAGGAUUGAUGAAUGAUAACGGGGAGUUUGGAUUUAUUCAGCUUUUGAACAAGUUUAUUUGCAUAUUAGUUCCUAAUGCGGCUUCAAACAAGCCUCUUGUGAGACACUUUUCUAACUCUUUGAUAAUUUCGUUAUGGCCAACAUUUGAAAUCUAUCUUUCAGAUCACACGUUAAGAAAUGUUAUUGAAAAUCUGUACAUCAACGCCAAAAAGACUCAAAUAUUUGGCCAAUAUCGCGCUGGUGAUGCCAACAUCUGGGAUUUGAAAGAGGAUAGCAAACUAACGAACAUGUUUGGCGGUGUGCUCAGAAAAGUUACCGAUCAUGAUUGUCCGUACAUUUCCAAAUCAACUUUUGAGAAAUAUUCACAAGUCAAGGAUAUUUUACCUAUUGGUACCGAUGAAAGAUCACUCUGGCUUGAUAAAAGAGAAAUCAACAUGGAUGGUGACAGCAACGGGGACACUACAUGCGGUGCUUCUCCAUUGCAAACAAAAAGUGGCGCUUGGGAAACAGUUCUUGAUUUGGAUAACAAGAAAUGCAAUGAUGUCGUGACGCGUUCCGAAUUGAUUGUUGUUUCUUCAUUAGUGGACAAGCCACCAAAUCUAGGCGGUAUCUGUAGAUUAUGUGAUGUUUUAGGGGUUGGACUGUUAACCGUGCAGGAUAUCAAAGUUAAAAACCACCCUCAAUUUAAAAAUGUUGCAGUGACUGCCGAUAGAUGGAUGCCCAUUCAGGAGGUUGCCUUGGAUAAUAUUGCAAGCUUCAUGAAGGAGAGAAAAAAAGAAGGGUAUACAUUAAUUGGUUUGGAGCAAACAGAUAAAUCGGUGAAACUCGAUAACCGUUUCCAAUUCCCGAAGCGAUCAUUAAUCUUGCUGGGUACGGAAGCGUUUGGUAUCCCAGGUCCUUUACUGAGUGUAUUGGAUUUGUGUUUAGAGAUUCAACAGUUUGGCGUGGUCAGAUCAAUGAAUAUACAAACCGCCACUGCGGUUAUUGUUCAUUCCUACACAGUGCAACAUAUGUAG
Molecule: messenger RNA, 4311 nt
Organism: Saccharomyces kudriavzevii IFO 1802
Lineage: Eukaryota; Fungi; Ascomycota; Saccharomycetes; Saccharomycetales; Saccharomycetaceae
Gene: TRM3
Product: tRNA (guanosine(18)-2'-O)-methyltransferase
Exons: 1
Coding region: 1-4311 (1436 amino acids)
Biological process (GO): tRNA methylation
Molecular function (GO): RNA binding; tRNA (guanine) methyltransferase activity
Source: RefSeq, a predicted model, not a curated record